CUCCAUUUCAAAUCAAUUUCAUGAUGAUAACCAUCAUCUCCAUCCCCUACCAAAUCAUUGAAAGAAUUUUCAAUUCAAAAUCCGUAAGGUUUCCUCUCAAAAUCAUUUCACUUCAAAUAAUCUAAUCUAAUCAUCCUCACAUUUCUAGGGUUUCAAUCAGUCACAAUGCACAUCAAAGAAGUAUGCUUAGAAGGAUUCAAAUCAUACGCUACACGAACACUAGUUCCAGGUUUCGAUCCCUUUUUCAACGCCAUAACUGGAUUAAACGGAUCCGGUAAAUCGAAUAUUCUGGAUUCGAUUUGCUUCGUGUUAGGUAUCACCAAUUUGCAGCAGGUUCGGGCUUCAAAUCUGCAAGAGCUCGUGUACAAGCAGGGACAGGCUGGGAUCACCAAGGCUACCGUCUCGGUUGUCUUUGAUAACUCUGAUAGGAGUAGAAGCCCUAUCGGAUAUGAAGAAUGUUCCGAGAUUACCGUCACGCGUCAGAUUGUGGUUGGUGGGAGGAACAAGUAUCUGAUAAACGGACACCUUGCACAGCCAAGUAGAGUGCAAAAUCUAUUCCACUCGGUUCAGCUAAAUGUCAACAAUCCUCAUUUUUUAAUUAUGCAAGGGCGCAUUACCAAAGUAUUAAACAUGAAACCUCCUGAAAUAUUGUCCAUGCUCGAAGAAGCAGCUGGAACAAGAAUGUACGAAACUAAAAAAGACGCUGCUUUAAAAACCCUUGAGAAAAAGCAGAGUAAGGUUGACGAGAUCAAUAAGCUUCUUGAGCACGAAAUACUUCCCGCACUAGAAAAGUUGAGGAAAGAGCGAAUGCAAUACAUGCAAUGGUCUAAUGGGAAUGCAGAGUUAGAUAGAUUGAAACGGUUUUGUAUUGCUUAUGAGUAUGUACAAGCGGAGAAAGUUCGAGAUAGCGCAGUUCUUGGUGUCGACGAGAUAAAAACGAAGAUAUCUGAGAUUGAUAAAGAUGUUGAGACUAUGAGUACGGAAGUACAAGAGAUGGAUGCACAUGUGGCAAAGUUAACCGUUGAAAAAGAUGCUACCAUGGGUGGGGAGGUUAAAGGUCUGUCGGAUAAAGUCGAUGCUAUUUCACGUGAUCUUGUUAAGGAAACAUCUGUACUGAAAAACCGUCAGGACGAUCUUGCAACCGAGACAAAGAAUGCUGAAAAGGUUGGUAAAAAUAUCGAAGAACUGAAACAGUCUGAGAAAGACAGAAUAUCUGCUGUAAAGAGUGCAGAAGAUGGAGCUGCUGAUCUGAAGAAGAGAGUGGAGGAGCUAGCAAAGAGUUUAGAAGAGCUUGAGAAAGAACAACAGGGUGUAGUUGCGGGAAAGAGUAGUGGCAAUGAAGAAAAGUGCCUUGAAGAUCAACUAGGUGAUGCGAAAGUGGCAGUUGGAAAAGUAGAAACCGAGCUUGAGCAAUUGAAAAUGAAGAUAAAACAUGGUGAAAAGGAGUUGAACGAGAAUAAAACAAAGUUAUUGUCGAAACACAAUCAAGCGGUUGAAGCAGAGAAGCAGCUGAAAAUCAGACACAAAGACGUAGAAAACGUUGAAAACGCUUUGAAAGCUCUCUCAUAUGAGGAAGGACAGAUGGAACGUUUAGAAAAGGAUAGAAUGGUGGAGUCGGAAGCAGUAUAUAAAUUGAAAGAAGACAUUCGGAAUAUUUCUUCACGUCUGGGAAACAUUGAAUUUUCUUAUCGUGAUCCCGUGAAGAACUUUGACAGGUCAAAAGUCAAAGGUGUGGUUGCAAAGCUUAUUAAAGUGAAAGAUAGCUUAACAAUGACUGCCUUGGAGGUUUGUGCUGGUGGAAAGUUGUAUAAUGUUGUGCUCGACACCGAAAACACCGGAAAACUACUUCUCCAAAAUGGUGAUCUUAGAAGAAGAAUGACGUUUAUUCCUUUAAACAAAAUCCAAAGCCAUCCUGUACCACCUUAUGUUCAAAAAGAUGCUGCGAAUUUGGUAGGUAAAGGCAAUGCUGAAGUCGCAAUUUCAUUGGUUGAUUAUGAUCAUGAACUUCAGAGUGCAAUGGAAUACGUGUUUGGUUCAACUUUUGUCUGCAAGUCAACUGAAGCUGCACGAGAGGUUGCUUUUAAUCAGAAAGUUAAGACCACAAGUGUGACAUUAGGAGGUGACAUAUAUCAACCAAGCGGACUUCUGACAGGUGGUUCUCGCAAGGGUUGUGGAGAUCUAUUAAGGCAACUACAUGCUUUAGCCGAGGCUGAAUCAGAGUUAGCUUUACAUCAAAAGCGGCUAUCAGAAAUCGAAGCAAAGAUCAGCGAGCUCCUUCCACUUCAGAAAAAGUAUAACGACCUAAAGAAACAGUUGGCACUCAAAUCAAACGAGCUAUCACUCUUCCAGAGUAGGGUUGAGCAGAAUGAGCAUCACAAGCUUAGUGAAACGGUAAAAAGGAUCGAGCAGGAGCUUGCAGAAGCAAAAUCUGCUAUUAGUGAAAAAGAAGCACUUUAUAAAGAAUGUGUUAAUGAAGUUGCAACUUUAGAAAAAUCAAUUCAUGAUCAUGCCAAUAAUCGGGAACGUAUUCUUAAAGAUCUUGAGAAAAAGAUUAAAACAGUUAAGACUAAAAUGCAGUCAGCUUCAAAAGACCUUAAGGGGCAUGAAAACGAAAGGGAGAAACUUAUAAUGGAAGUGGAAGCUGUCAAACAAGAACAUGCAUCUUUGGAGAAUCAGUUAGUAUCUUUUCAGAAACAGAUUAGUGUGUUGACUUCUGAAGUGGAUGCACUCAAGACCAAGGUUACUUCAUUGAAAGAUGAACAUAGUCAAGCACAAUCUGAGCUAAAUGCUGCGCGUACAAAGGUCAACGAGUGUGAUUCACAAAUUAGUUGCAUUCUCAAAGAUCAACAAAAACUUAAAAACAAGAUUGGUGAUGAAACUCUUGAAAGAAAGAAGUUGGAAAAUGAGGUGAGACGGAUGGAAACCGAACGAAAAGAAUGUUCAAUAAAAGUGGAUAAACUGAUUGAAAAGAACUAUUGGAUAACUUCUGAAAAACAUCUUUUUGGAAGAAGUGGAAGUGACUAUGAUUUCACAUCCCGUGAUCCACACAAAGCAAGAGAUGAAUUCGAAAAACUCCAGGCUGAACAAGCAGGGCUUGAGAAGAGGGUGAACAAGAAAGUUAUGGCUAUGUUUGAGAAAGCAGAAGACGAGUACAAUGACUUGAUAGCCAAGAAGAAAAUUAUUGAGAAUGACAAAUCAAAGAUUAUGCUGGUGAUUGACGAGCUUGAUGAAAAGAAAAAAGAGACACUGAAAGUCACAUGGGUGAAAGUGAAUAGUGAUUUUGGAUCAAUAUUUUCUACUUUGUUACCUGGUACAAUGGCAAAGCUAGAACCCCCAGAGGGAGGUACGUUUUUGGACGGGUUAGAGGUCCGCGUGGCAUUUGGGGGUGUUUGGAAACAAUCGUUGUCGGAACUUAGUGGUGGACAAAGAUCUCUGCUUGCACUUUCACUUAUUUUGGCAUUACUUCUCUUCAAACCAGCCCCACUUUAUAUUCUGGAUGAGGUUGAUGCAGCUCUUGAUCUAAGUCACACACAGAACAUUGGGAGAAUGAUCAAAGCGCAUUUUCCACAUUCGCAGUUUAUUGUGGUGUCCUUGAAAGAAGGCAUGUUCAACAAUGCCAAUGUUCUUUUCCGUACAAAAUUCGUAGAUGGUGUCUCCACUGUUCAGAGAACAGUUGCUUCAAGGCAGAGUAAAUGAUCAUGCCUUUCAACCACUAACCCUAUGUGUAAAACCAUCUUCUAACUAUCUUGUAUUUAAUUGAGUCUAGGGGGUAGUAAGUUAAGUUAUCUAGGAAUGGUUAUGGGUGGUGUUUUGUAAUUUUAUGGUUUAUUAUUGGAAUGAUGUAACACUCUGGAGGAUAUCCAGAAUUUGAGUCAAAAUUUUCUUCUAUCUCCUA
This is a messenger RNA of Helianthus annuus (common sunflower), 3895 nucleotides long. RefSeq names its product structural maintenance of chromosomes protein 2-1. Gene Ontology annotation, molecular function: ATP binding; ATP hydrolysis activity; protein binding. The transcript has 20 exons. Gene Ontology annotation, biological process: chromosome organization. Gene Ontology annotation, cellular component: chromosome. The coding region runs from base 166 to 3696 and encodes 1176 amino acids. The record is from RefSeq and is a predicted model, not a curated record. NCBI's taxonomy places the organism in Eukaryota, Viridiplantae, Streptophyta, Magnoliopsida, Asterales, Asteraceae.